Molecule: messenger RNA, 3288 nt
Organism: Daldinia caldariorum
Lineage: Eukaryota; Fungi; Ascomycota; Sordariomycetes; Xylariales; Hypoxylaceae
Product: glycoside hydrolase family 67 protein
Exons: 2
Coding region: 618-3137 (839 amino acids)
Biological process (GO): xylan catabolic process
Cellular component (GO): extracellular region
Molecular function (GO): alpha-glucuronidase activity
Source: RefSeq, a predicted model, not a curated record
CAAAAACCACUUACGACUAGAAUAACUAUGAAACAUACAGUAUCGGCGUCGGCGGUAUAUGAUACCUUAAGAGGUAAUUAUAUUUACAAUAAUACAAUAUCGCAGACACUCUAGGUAAUCAAGCAAGAUAUUUCACGCUUCGAAUAUACUAGGCAACUCGAUGUUGAAAGCGUACACCAUACAUACAUACAGCCAAAGACUCUCGAUACCCAGUCCAGGUACUCGGUUACUUUACCCCACGUUAAGCGUCUUACAUGGAAUACCUAGCUUGUUGUGGUUGGCGGAUCUUCGCCUCUCAAUUUGCGGGGAAAAGGGAAAGACACGACUCCACGGCUUCGUGUAUAAAUAAACCGAAACCGUUGCAAAUUUGAAGCACCAAGCCAAUUCUCCAUAAAUAAGAUCUACUGACCCCAUACUCCCCAGUUUUAGCCUAAAGACAAUGUCUUGUUCAUUAACCAGGCUCUUGGGGGACGGGGUUCGUCAUCUCCACAGGCGAGGUUCCAUCGUGCUGGGUAAACGCCAUGUAUAAACACAAGGGCCCCGAUGUCUCAUCUCAGGUGUAGAUCUAUGCAUGCGCACAUAUUUGCUCAAAUGGACCAGGCCAAGUAAAAAGUAAAAUGCGCGGACUCUUACUCCUUGCUGCUCUUAGCCUCGCGGCUGCAGAGGACGGGCUCGACGCGUGGUUGCGAUAUGCUCAAUUGCCGCAGGACGUCAUCAAACAGGCUACUGUUCCUUCCGGUAUUGUCGCUCUUAACUCCACGGAAACAAGCCCGGUUUAUGUCGCCGGUAAGGAACUACAGAAAGGCAUUAAGGGUAUUCUCGAUAAGUCGCUCAACAUAACUCAUGAGGCCAACAGAAGCCCUUCCGUGGUCGUAGGGACCAUCGCUGCCUUCAACGACUCCGGCAUCUCGAUUGAAACUCCUGAGCUGGAGGAAGACGGCUUCUGGCUCAGCAUCAAAGGCGAAAAAGUCGAAAUUGUAGGUCAGAAUGAACGCGGUGCGCUUUAUGGUGCGUUCGAGUACUUGUCUAUGCUAGCCCAAGCGAACUUUACCGAGGUCGCCUAUGCGACAAAUCCCAGCGCAGUGAUCCGAUGGAUUAAUCAAUGGGACAAUAUGGACGGCACUAUCGAGCGUGGCUACGCUGGCCCGUCUAUCUUCUUCAAGAACAAUGCCCUGGUAUCCAAUGUGACGCGGGUCGCUCAGUAUGCUCGCCUACUAGCUUCAAUACGUGUCAAUGGAAUUGUUAUUAAUAAUGUCAAUGCGAAUGCUCAGAUCCUGAGCGACGCCAAUAUGGCGGGACUAGCUAAAAUUGCUGACGCGAUGAGACCAUGGGGCGUCAAAGUCGGUAUCUCGCUCAACUUUGCGUCGCCUCAGACUUUGGGUGGCUUAAAUACCUUCGAUCCCUUGGACAAAUCCGUCAUUGCCUGGUGGACUAAAAUCACGGACAAGCUUUACGAUCACGUACCUGACCUGGCAGGUUUCUUAGUUAAAGCUAAUUCCGAAGGCCAGCCUGGCCCGCUCACAUACGGCCGCACACUCUCCGACGGUGCUAAUCUGUUCGCGAAGGCCGUCAAGCCGCACGGUGGUAUUGUUAUGUUCCGCGCCUUCGUUUACGAUAACCAGCAUCUUAACGAGAAAAGCUGGAAAGAUGAUCGAGCAAACGCGGCCGUCGAGUUUUUCCAAGGCCUUGACGACAAAUUUGAUGACAAUGUUGUGGUCCAAAUCAAGUACGGCCCGAUCGACUUCCAGGUCCGGGAACCACCGUCGCCACUCUUCGCGCACUUGAAGCAGACAGCUUCUGCUAUCGAGCUUCAGGUUACGCAAGAAUAUCUCGGCCAGCAGUGCCAUCUGGUCUAUCUACCACCUCUUUGGAAGACGAUCCUCGACUUCGAUCUCCGUGUUGACGGUGAGAAAUCCGUCAUCGGCACCGAUAUUCUCUCUGGGAAGCGGUUUAAUAAGAAGGGCCUUACUGGUUACGCGGCAGUCGUAAACGUCGGCCAGAAUGUCACGUGGCUUGGUUCGCAUCUCGCCAUGUCUAACUUAUACGGCUAUGGUCGGCUGGCUUGGGACCCGACAGUUAACGAGGUCGAAAUCCUGGAAGACUGGACACGGCUCACCUUUGGCCUGGAUGAUACCGUUCGCGAGACUAUCACCCGCAUGUCAAUGGAGUCUUGGCCGGCGUAUGAGAAUUAUACCGGCAAUUUGGGUAUUCAGACCCUGACGGAUAUCACAGGACCACAUUAUGGACCGAAUCCACAAUCAAUGGAUAACAAUGCGUGGGGACAGUGGACUCGAGCCGACGCCUUCAGCAUCGGGAUGGAUCGCACGGUUAAGAACGGCACGGGAUUUGCGGGCCAGUAUCCGGCUGAGGUCGCCGCUGUAUUUGAGGACAUCGAAACGACACCGGAUGACUUACUCCUGUGGUUUCACCACGUCCCCUACACGCAUGUGCUGAAGAACGGCAAGACGGUUAUUCAACAUUUUUACGACGCGCACUACGCAGGCGCCGAAACAGUCGCCACCUUCCCCGCGCAAUGGGCCCAGCUCGACGGCCUAAUCGACCAGCAGCGCUUCGACGAGACGGCCUUCCGGCUGACGUACCAGGCCGGGCACGCGAUCGUCUGGCGUGACGCCAUCAACGACUUCUACCACAGCCUCUCGGGGAUCGCCGACGCGCGCGCCCGCGUCGGCAAGCACCCCUGGCGCAUCGAGGCCGAGUCCAUGGCCCUCCGCGGGUACCGCGUCACGUCCGUGACCCCGUUCGAAGCGGCCUCGGGGCGGCGCGUCGUGCAAAGCGACAGCGUCAGCGGCACCACAUCCGCGUCCGCGUCCGUUAAGCUCACUUUCGCCGCCGGGAGGUACGACGUAGCCGUGGCGUACUACGACAUGUACGAGGGCAGGGCGUCGUACGAGCUCUAUCUGAACGACGCGAAGGUCGGCUCGUGGGUCGGGGAUAACGAGGACAGGCUCGGGUACACGGUUACGCGGGCGGUUGACGGACAUUCGGCGACGAGGGCCACGUUUAGGGGCGUGGAUGUUGGGGAGGGCGAUGUGUUGCGCGUGGAGGGUAGGGCUGAUGGGCGCGAGAUGGCGCCGCUGGAUUAUGUCGCUGUGCUCCCGCCGGGCGUGGUGGAUUGAUUUGGGUACCUAAUUUAUCUUAACGGUGAGUCGUAAUUUUGGGUAUGGAUUAACAAUUUUCGUAUCUACUGCUAUUGCAAUCGGCCUCUUUAUAUUUAUUGAGACUAAAUACGCCCAUACUGAACUUUUUUAAGUAUCAAUCUGCUUCUGA